AUGGCCGGUCACGCUAUGGAGAUUCCGGAGAUUAUUCAAUCUGCGAGCAUAAAUCACAACCCUGAUCCAGCUCACGAUGUCAAUCCAUCCACCGCAGCUUCAGAAAAACAUCCCGUCGUGGUAGACCCGGACUCCGACUCCGAAACAAACAGCAUUGCCUCCGACAUCAUUAACCCAAGUCGGGUCAUCCAUCCUGUUCGCCGACGUCAAAACCUUCCUCCUCUCCCGGAUCUACGCUUCGAACAGAGUUACCUCGCCAGCAUAAAGGAUGCCGAAUCAUGGGGGCGCGUGGCGUGGAUUACUACUAGGGAUCAGGUGCUACUUCCUCUGAUUCAAGGGACACUCUGGACGCUCGCGCUAUCAGGCUGGCGCUUUUGGAACCGCAACGCUUCUGUCAGUGGACACACACUUGGCAGCAGAGUUCGCAGAUGGUGGUACGAGGUGAACAAUUGGCGUCUUCCACAACUGCCAUCUGUGAGAGAUCCACGACUCGCGUCGCAACUUGAAGAUGUGAGCAAAGUCCCCCUAAUCACCAAUGUUAUUUUGUCUGAUUCCAGCCAGAACUAG
Molecule: messenger RNA, 567 nt
Organism: Penicillium salamii
Lineage: Eukaryota; Fungi; Ascomycota; Eurotiomycetes; Eurotiales; Aspergillaceae
Source: the annotation of a GenBank genome assembly